Oryza brachyantha (malo sina) is the source of this 562-nucleotide messenger RNA. Its product is annotated as transcription factor ILI3-like. Gene Ontology annotation, molecular function: protein dimerization activity. Gene Ontology annotation, biological process: regulation of DNA-templated transcription; regulation of growth. The record is from RefSeq and is a predicted model, not a curated record. NCBI's taxonomy places the organism in Eukaryota, Viridiplantae, Streptophyta, Magnoliopsida, Poales, Poaceae. The transcript is spliced from 2 exons. The coding region runs from base 220 to 489 and encodes 89 amino acids.
CUCUCCUCUUUUGCAGUCCCUUUCACCUUCCCUAGCUUGCUAACAACAACACUGCUUCCAAUAAUUAAUCCCCUAGCUCGAUACCAAAAUCGAUCCCUCUUUGAGCUCUAGCUGGCACACAACACAAGCAUUAAGUAGCAAAUUAGUUGCAGGUUCUAGCUAUAGUAAGUACAGUACAGUACCUGAGAUCCAUAAAAUCUAGCUAGCUUGGACUUGGAGAUGUCAGGGCGGCGAGCAUCAGGCAGGAUCACCGACGACGAGAUCACCGAGCUCAUCUCCAAGCUGCAGUCCCUCCUCCCGGACUCCUCCCGCCGCCGCGGCGCCACCGGCCGGCCGUCGCCGGCGGCGAAGCUGCUGAAGGAGACGUGCAGCUACAUCCAGAGCCUGCACCGGGAAGUGGACGACCUCAGCGAGCGGCUGUCGGAGCUCAUGGCGACCAUGGACAGCAACAGCCCCCAGGCUGACAUCAUCCGCACCCUCCUCCGAUAGCUACCAUGAUCCAUAUAUGCAUCCAUCCAGAUGCAUUAUUAGCUGGUCUGGUAAUAAAAAUGCAGUAGCUAGC